Messenger RNA from Gambusia affinis (western mosquitofish), 1540 nucleotides. RefSeq lists its product as uncharacterized. The record is from RefSeq and is a predicted model, not a curated record. The coding region runs from base 322 to 939 and encodes 205 amino acids. The transcript has 9 exons. NCBI's taxonomy places the organism in Eukaryota, Metazoa, Chordata, Actinopteri, Cyprinodontiformes, Poeciliidae.
AGGUGGACAUUGUAAUCACCUCGUCAGGAUUUUUGCUGGAAUAACUGAAGACUUAACGUUUAUUUUAUCUAGAAGAGCGCAUUAAGUGUUGGCAACACAGACGAUGUAUUUUUCUCUGGAGAUAAUGGAGGAAGUUGAUCGAAUUAUGCGCCUCAUUUUGGGUUUUGUCGACCAGAACAUUCCCUACACGAAAGACAGAAGCACAGGGAGGCGGGGCUUCUUUACUGACGUCACAUACUCCUGCUUAUAUUGUUCAGGCGAGGAUGCCUUUACUACUGACAGCAUCCUGACGCCGGUUCUGCAGCUAUCACAAGAUCAGACAUGAUGUGCCAAACAAAGUUCUACCGUCUGCCGGUUCUAGUCGUGGUUUUGGUUCUGGUUUCAGGCCUCAGCAGCUCCCAGAACCUGGAGAGCAAGGUGAACUACAGCUGCUUCAGCUGCCCUUUUUCAGAGGCUGAAUCCAUCGAUAUGGUGUACGACCAGAACAGCGGAAGAGGAGACUUCUGGUACCGAAAUGGUUCAGCGUUGACUUCCUGCGACUUCUCGUCCAUUUACGAGUCAAAACGUAAAUGUUCUGUUUGCCUCAACAACUCUGAUGGAGCAGAAACCGUCGUCAUGGUUUUAUGCAACCUGACGAGUUCAGAGGAGCUGUUAUUCGAGGGUCAAUAUGGCGACAUCAGCUUCAACAAGACCGACUGCCCUCAACCAGAACCCAUUGACACUGAACUAAACAAUGAUGGAGGAGGCAGAGGUCAUGUCAUUUUUCUGGGCUGCUUCAUCGCUGCUGUCAUCAUCAUCAUCAUCUUCAUCAUCAUGUGGAACUGUCAUAAAUCCCAGGAGGUUCUUCAGGUUUCAGUUGAUGGAUCCAGCUGCGUCUCAUUUGAUUCAGGAAACGGUUCUGCACUGAUCAAUACGCCUGGAAACGGAUCUGUUGUUUAAAUCACCACUUCCUAUCCAAAACGCCAGACGAGCUGCUGGAUGUCUGGUGACCUUUGACCUCCUGACAUCACAUCCAGCCUGAAUUAUUUCUUACCUUCUGCUGCCAUUUUGAACUUUUCUGGAGUUUUUAUCAAACUAUAAAUACUUUGCACACUAUUUCUAUAUUUAGUUGAAGCUACAGAGAUUGGAGAGUUGAACAGUAAGCAGUGAAGUGUCUUUUCCUCCGUUGCAGCAUUAUGCAGGUCUGAACCGGAUCAAUGGACCUUCUAGUUCCUUCAGCUUUAAUAUUUAUUAUCUUGAUCAGUUUUAAUCUGAUGAUGCACUGAAACAAAAAGCUGAAUAAAUAGGAAACUGGAAUGAAGCAGGUUUUCAAAACCAUGCAGUCUGAUGUGAACUGAAAACAGAGAUAUAUGAUGUGCAAUGUCUUUUAUAAUAAAAUAUAAUGUUUAGAGAUAUUUUUAAGAUUUUAGCAUGUUUUUCUAUUCCACUUUGUACUUUUCUAUCUAUAUUUUUACUUUUAUUCAGGGAAUUCAAUGGGCCUUUGCUUUCACUGUAUUAUAUAUUUUGAUGAAGGAACUAUUAAAUAUUUAAAACCUCAAAC